AAACUAGUAUAAAGCUGUGCGGUCGAUGAUCUGAGGACUAGAGUUUGCCGCCAUGAAGAACGUUCUAUCUCUCCUUGUUGUCGUUUUUUUCGCUGGACUGUGCUUUGCACAGGAUUAUCCAGGGGUCCCAACAGCAGAGCCAUCAGCGGGAAAAUGUCCCAAAGAGUUUCCGAUGAUCGAGUACGUGAUGAAGCCUAAACCAUGUCAUGUAGAAAAACCCUACUGUCCUAAGGGUCUCAUGUGUUGUCCUUGUCCUAAAACAGGAAAAAAAUAUUGUAUCCGACCCAGGAUGGAUGAAGACCAAUCCACUGAUGAUAGUGACUCUUUCUGGGAGGAAUUGAAGAGGGAAUUUAUGGAACACAAGGAUGAUGAUUACGAUUGUGACGAUGACGAUGACAGGAAGGAGGACGGCGAUAGAGUAUACGAGAUGGAUCGUCUAGCUGAGGAAGAAAAGGGACACACAGGGAUGAAGAAACAUCGCAUGAGAUGUCAUCAUAAACACAGAAUGCACAAGAUUGUCCGGAUCGUCGCACCAGUAGUCGGACUGAUCAUCAUGGUCGCUAUUGCUGUUACUGUGGCAUGCUGCAUCCGGCGCCGACGCAUUAGGCGAGCUGCUGAGAAAGCCAGAAAAUCCGUUUACACACCUGAAAACAUCGCCCCGGUUCCAGACAAGGCGGCAAUGAAAGGAAUCCUUGGCCUGGAAUUCUCCCCGGAAGUUUUUGUUUCUUCUGAGCCCUCGUACAAGAAACUGGAGGAAGAGAAAGAGCGCAUUUAA
Messenger RNA from Saccostrea echinata, 775 nucleotides. RefSeq lists its product as uncharacterized. The record is from RefSeq and is a predicted model, not a curated record. Bases 53 to 775 code for a protein of 240 amino acids. The transcript has 4 exons. NCBI's taxonomy places the organism in Eukaryota, Metazoa, Mollusca, Bivalvia, Ostreida, Ostreidae.